ACCAUCUUUUGUGUGUGUUUUUGAGAGAGAGAGAAAUUAUUGCUAUUUCUUUUCAGUUUUUAAUAUUAUCUCCAAUAUUUCUCUCUCUUUUUCUUUCCCAAAAUCCAAUUUACAUAAUCAAAAGUAAAAAGAAAAAAGUUUUUAACUUUUUUGAAAACCCAAUUUGGUGAAUUAAAGAUUAGAGAUGUUUGGUUGUUGCAGUGAUGAUAAAGAUAAUGAAUUUGAACAUCUUUUGCCUCAACAACCAAAACCAUAUUUUCUUCCUUCAGCACUUCCUCAAUGGCCCCAAGGUCAGGGGUUUGCUACUGGAAGAAUAAGCCUUGGCGAAUUAGAAGUUGCAUUGGUGAAAGAUUUCGAAUUUAUAUCGAGUUACACCCCGAAGAAAAAUAAGAGUGGUGUUACAUUUUAUAAACCCGUUUCAAUACCUGACGGGUUUUUCACUUUUGGUCACUACAGUCAACUAAGUGAUCAGCAACUAAGGGGGUAUGUUAUUGUUGCCCGGGAUACCCAAAAUGUAGAAACCGUGUCUCCUCCUUUAAGACCGCCCCUAGGCUACGAACUUAUAUGGAGUUCUGGGGCUGUUUAUGUGUGGCAACCCUGUCCUCCAUUGGGUUAUCGAACUUUAGGAUUUAUUGUCACUGCUGAUGAGAUUGAACCUGAUAUUGAAGAAGUUAGGUGUGUUCGAGAUGAUCUUACUGAAAAUUGUGAAGUUGAUGAUGUCAUUCUUGGCAACUCUUCGAGUCUUAAAGUUUGGAACACGAAAGCUUGCAAAACAGGCAUGUUUUGUAAAGGUGUUACCGUUGGGACGUUUUUUUGUAGUACAAAUUCAUCUUCUAGUGACGAAUUGGAUAUAUGUUGCUUGAGGAAUAUGAACCAGAAUCUUGAAGCAAUGCCGAAUUUGGAGCAAGUAGAGGCAUUAAUCGACCAUUAUGGACCCACAGUUUACUUUCACCCUAAAGAGGUUUAUUUACCUUCGUCGGUUGAAUGGUUUUUUGAAAAUGGCGCGCUUCUGUUUAAAAAAGGCAAGUCUGACGGCAUAUCGAUUGAUUCUUGUGGGUCGAACUUGCCUCAAGGUGGGAAAAACGAUGGUGAGUUUUGGAUGGAUUUACCGGAGGAGGACAAUGACGAUACGUUCGUCAAACACGGUAAUCUCGAGAGUGCAGAGCUUUACGUUCACAUUAAACCAGCCUUAGGUGGUACAUUUACUGAUAUCGCUAUGUGGAUUUUUUGUCCGUUUAACGGGCCCAUUACUUUUACGGUAGAGCUUUUGAACUUAAACAUCGAGAUGAACAGAGUUGGCGAACACGUUGGCGAUUGGGAGCAUUACACGCUACGGAUAAGCAACUUCGACGGGGAGCUUUGGAGCGUAUACUUUUCUGAGCAUAGCGGCGGUGAAUGGGUCGACGCUAAUAACUUAGAGUUUAUCGAGGGAAACAAACCUAUCGUUUACUCAUCAAAAUGUGGACACGCGAGCUUCCCAAACGCCGGGACAUACAUUCAAGGUUCUACAAAGCUCGGGAUUGGAGUCAAGAACGAUGUUGAUAAAAGCGAUAUGUUUAUCGACUCGAGCAAGAGGUAUAAGAUCAUAGCAGCAGAGUAUCUUGGUGGUUUAGUGGACGAGCCGGACUGGCUACAAUACAUGCGGGAAUGGGGGCCAACGGUGUUGUAUGACGGUCGGUCAGAGCUCGAGAAGCUCAUCAAACACCUUCCGUUUUUCAUGCGACUGACGGUCGAGACACUCAUCGAUCUCUUCCCGGUAGAGCUUUAUGGUGAGGAAGGACCAACAGGGCCUAAAGAAAAGGAUAACUGGUACGGAGAUGAAAGAUGUUAAAUGUGUAUAUAUAUUUAUGCAUUGAUGGUUGUACGUUUGUGUACUGCUUUUAAUGCACGGAUUAUGAGGACGGUGGUAUUGCUAUUUGCCACAAUUAUAUUGAAACAAUAUUUUGAUUCAAAUAUUGAAUGAUGUAUGUAUGUAUUGUUGUAAAAUAGAAAGAAAAAAAAAUAGACAAACAUGUGUGUUGCCUCAUUACUUCUA
Molecule: messenger RNA, 2035 nt
Organism: Erigeron canadensis
Lineage: Eukaryota; Viridiplantae; Streptophyta; Magnoliopsida; Asterales; Asteraceae
Exons: 2
Coding region: 185-1831 (548 amino acids)
Source: RefSeq, a predicted model, not a curated record